Lymnaea stagnalis (great pond snail) is the source of this 15439-nucleotide messenger RNA. NCBI's taxonomy places the organism in Eukaryota, Metazoa, Mollusca, Gastropoda, Lymnaeidae. The record is from the annotation of a GenBank genome assembly.
AGCCAACUGAAAAGUCUUUUUGAGUUAAUUGGACACAGAAUGCAUAUUAGAAUGAAAGAAAAUAAAGGCCAAGUUUAGGAGUCAUUGUAAUUCUAAAGUUUCUCGCUGGGGCUUCAAGGCAUUUUAUUUUAAAUCCUAAACGGUUUCAAGCACACAACAAAAUGGUCAUAAAGUGGAAUGGAAACUAGGUGAAUAACGUAAAUUGCCAAUGUGUCAUAAACAUUUCCACAUGGUGCAAAAAUAUCUGACCCAGAAAGACUAGACUUGUGAAAGGAAUAGGAGGGUAUGCCUGUAUUCUGAUGAAAGUGCAUGAAUGAAUUACCUCUCAGUUAAAUUGGCCUUGUGUGACUACAAUGAGCUGUGCAAACAGGGUAGCAUAAACAAUGCAAGUUUUGAAAGGUGUGUAGACAGUGUGAAAGUGCAACUAGGCUUCAUAGGAUAUCUGUUAUGGAAACAAAAGGCAUGUUUCCUUUUGGUCAGUAGAGUAUGAAUUCUUAGUGUUGUUAAUUUCUCAACUCCAUAAUUUUAAUUUUAAAACAGUGGGAUGUCAAUCAUAGCAAACAAAAUAUGACAUUUUAUAGUUGUGCUUGUUAAGAAAACAAUGAGUAUACUUUUUUAAAAAAAUGCUCUGUAAAAGAUAAAUAGGGCUUUUAUUAAAAAGGAAUAGGUGUUUACACAAAAUUUGUCACUGUAAAAAUUACUGUUAGUGUUAUGGUAAUAGUAAUCACUGUAAAAAUUUGUUUAUAUGAAAAAUUAGUAAUUGAACAUGCAAUAUUAGGGACAACAAAAAUAUAAAAGUUUUGCUUUAACAUGCUGUAUCAAACAGUAGAAUACUGUGACAGGCUAUACCUAGAGAUGUAGACUAUAAUGUUAAAGAAAUUGUUUUAACCUUUUUGUACCUAAAUUAUGCCAUUAUCAUGCAUUUUUCCAAUGAUCUUGCUUUUUUAUUAUAUUUUUUAUUUUAGGUGGCAUAACUCAAGCAGAUACAUCCACUAGAGUACUAGCUCCUUACAGUAGUGUUAUGCUGGAAUCAAAUCUGUUCAACUGAACUUAUCUAUCUCACGCCCUGUCUUCUUUGCAACUGUGAUUUGCAUAGGACAUACACAGGCUUCCCACAAAUUGAUGGAGAGUUUUGUUUGAGUUUAUUCAGAAACAGUCUAAUCAAGUAUCUUUGCAUAGUACUUUGAGGCUACUAGCCAACCUUACCAUACAGCACAAUGCCUCUGUUUGGAACUAGGACCAAAAGCCCUCAGGAACUUGUUCGGUCAUUGAAGGAAAAUCUGGUGCAACUACCCAAUUUGAAAGAGAAGGAGUAUAAGAAGGUGAGGUGAUAUUUUAAAGUUAUUUAUUGGAUGAAAUAAAUCUAAUGUCUUUUCUUUCAAUAGCAAAAAUUUUUUUUAUUGUGGACUGGGAGUAAGGGGUAAAGAAUUAUUGCGAAAAAUGUAUGUUUAGUAUUGAAAAAUAAUAAUAUUUUUAUUUUCUGGAAAGAAAAAAAUGUGAAAUCCAGUAUCAUUAAUGGUCUUUGUUGAAGCUGAUGCAACUUAACUACCCUACAGGGGAUGCUGCUGGUAAAUGUAACUCUAAUGUCCUAAUUAUAAGCAUGGGGAAAGUGUCCAUAAUGUUACUACACACACUAAACACCACACCCGUCCCCACAAAUAAAUAAAUCUGGAUUAUUUGAAUUUCUUCUUACAAUGUUUUUAUAAAAUUCAAUGGAUGAUGCACAAGCCACUUAGCACAUGCUCACACAAAUGUGUCCGAUUAAUAUUGUAAAAAAAUCAAAGUGUCAAAAAGUGGAAUGGUGUGGUAUAUCCCAAUAGUUUGAGACAUUUCAAUACAUGACUAGGUAAAAAAAAAAAUAAACAGGAAAGUAUAUACAAGAAUGGUUACAUUAUAAUUAUAGUAAUCUAUUUAAACCUAGGCAAGUCUGGAGAAAAGAGACCUGUUAUUUUUGUUGUGCAACUUGUCAUUUUGCAAUUAAGAGUGCGGCAGAAAAUAAUAAAUAUGGACUAUUUAGGAUCUUGCUUAUAUCUAAUUCGGUACAAAUGUGUUAUAAUCUCAUUAUCCAUUGAUUAAUCUUUGCAAUUCUAAAUUUAAAAUUUAACAUAAUGGUUUACCUUGAAUUUAAAUCUUCACACACUCUAAACUGUACAAAUUACAGUUAUUUCUACAGCAAGUGAAAGAUUGUGAUUUUUAACUAAUUUAAAUAAAUAAUGAGAAAUAUGUAACUAACUGCCUGCCAUAAAGUAUUGAUUUUUGUUUUUAAGAGUUGUUGUCCCAAAUAUUGUCAUUUCCAUGACACUUAUUGUUCAUUCCUUCUCACCCAUUAUUUUAUGAUUUUUUUUUACAAUACAUUUUUAAAAAAAAAGUGAAUUCAGGAUAUUAACCAUUGUUAUGAUGUUUAUUAUGGUUUCUACCCAUUUUUUUCUCACACGUUGAUUGAAAUACAUGCAACUAAAAUAAGAUAAAGAGGUCCCAAUAAUCAGGUAUAUUAUGGUAAAAAAUCUGGUUUAAGUAACUGAUCUUUUACAAAUUUGUCAACAUUUUCGAGAGAGCUAUAUAUUUUUUAAUUUUAUGUUUAUUUUGAGGAUCUUACUACAGUGGCAUGCAAUUCAUUUUUGGGAGAAAAUCUGUUUACUUUAAUUAAAUACUAAUAUUUCAGUCAUUGUUAUAAUAAUUUCUAAGAAUUGAACCCCAUGUCUUGAUCAUAUUGGUAAUCACAUCUGUUCCUUACCUUGUCUAAAACUGUCUAUGACAACUAAAAAAUAUUGAUUCCAUAAACUUCUCUGGAAAACAAAUUAAGGUUGAGUACCUCCCUCCUCCCCUUGUUUCAUUUACAAAAUCACUAAUAUGUUGACAUGUCUUGUUUUCCCCGCAGGUGAGUGAGGAAGUGUCUAAAACGCUGCAGUCCAUAAAAACAUUGCUGUAUGGCACAGUGGAUCAAGAGCCAGCAACAGAGCAGGUUGCAAUGCUGUCUACAGAGAUGUACCAGAACAAUACACUGCCCUUGCUUAUACAGAAUUUAGCUCGUGUUGAUUUUGAGGUCAGUCACUGGGGCUCAACAAAAACAUCUUACAUAGUUCAAAUUUUAAAAAUUUCCUUUCAUAACUUUAUUUACAGACCUUUAAAGAAAGUAUAGCAAAAAUUUAACCGCCACCAAUUUGCUUAAAAAUCUGCGAGAAGUAUCGAGAAUCCCAUAUUAUUAUUAUUGCCAGGGUGCUUUUCCUAGACUUCUCAUCAGCAUUUAACACUAUCCAACCAUACCUUAUGAUUAAAAGCUUUAUUCCUUAGGUGUAAAUUCAAAUAAUCAAGCAUAGAUAUUUAACUUUUUAAUAAAUCGCCCACAAUAUGUCAAAAGGAAUGAGCAAGUAACAUUAUAUAGAAUAAUAAGUACUGGAGCACCACAAGGUUGUGUUCUCUCCCCUGUCCUGUUUAAAAUUAGAUUAGAUUCUUUUAUUGAUCCAAACAAAUGGAAACUUUUUUUGAUUGCAUUGCACAUUUUCAGCACAUAAAUAAAACAAUUUGAACACAAGACAUCUACAUUAAAUCAUUAAAUCAGAUCAGGGACUUAUUAGUUCUCAUAUAUAUUAGUGACUUCUGGGGGAGAACGCUAGUAAAUGCUGGUAAAUUUGUACAGAUAUACACUAUAUACCAAUGAUAUGUAGUAUCAUAGAGCCCUAGCAACACCAUUCCAGUCACUAAAUUUGUUGAUGAUACCACUAGCAUUGACUUAAUAUCUGAAUGGGAAAGCUUAUACUGCAACCUAGUUACAGGCUUUAUCAGACAUUGCGAUGAGAAAUUUAUUAAGAUGAAUGUCUCAAAAAUAAAUGAAAUGGUUGUGCAGAUCUCACAAUAAAUAAUCUAAGUAUAGAGCUAAUAGAGACAUUUAAAUAAUAAGCUGAUAUGGCGUGAACAAGGCCAAAUUAAGUAUAAAAAUGUCUACCAUGUCCAUCUUAAAAACUGUAAAAUUUCGUCGUAAACAAACAAGUUAUCAACUUAUUCUAAAGUGCAGCUAUUGGAAGCGUUCUAAACUUCAGUAUUGCCGUUGAUUUGGGAAUUCAUCGUCUGACGUCAAACACAGAUUAAAUAGACUAAUCAAGAAAGCUAGUAAUAUGACACAAACUAAACAUGCUUCACUUGAAGAACUAUUUGAAGAAAACUGCUGUUGUAAAACUAACAAAAUUUUGGAAAUAUCCCACCAACUUCAUCACAGAUAACUAAGAUCAGCUUGGUUAUGGCCUAUUCUUUAAAGUCAGGACCAAAAGAUAUAAAAAUUCCUUUAUUCCCCAGUCUGUAUGAAUUUACCAUCGUGCUAACACUUUGUUUGCAAGGGGGGGGGGGGACCUUUUGAUUUAACAGAUUUUCCUCAGGGUUGCACAUUUGUUUAAAACAAUUCUAAAAUUCUGACAGUUUAUAAAUAGCCUAUCUUAUAAAGCUGUCACCUAUAACUCUGUAAAAUCCUUGAUUUCUAAUUGUUUUCAAAGGCCAUGUCGCUGCAAUGUUGUGUAAAUAUUGUUAUACUGUUGCUUUGUAUUUUCACAAAUGAACUCGCUAGACAUCAUAACAGUCAAACUUUACUCUAGUUACAACUUAAAUUAAGUCCAUCAUUAGCCUUUGUGUUUCUGUGAGUGUGACAUAUGUUGAAAAUAUUAAGUUGCUAAUCCGCUUCAAAAUAUAUAAGUUGCUAAUCCACUUCACAAGGGAGAUAAUGAAACAAGCAAUGGCAACCAUCAAGGUUAGUUCAAUGUUUUAAUUAUUUUAAGAGAACAACAUGGAGUUCUAUCAACAUGGAACAAGGACUGCAUCACAACAUAACCUGAAGUCAAUACACAAUAAAAUAUAUGGUGUGCAAAACAAUGCGCAACAUUCAGUAUUUUGUCAAUUUUCAACAACAUAAUUAUUAUUUUGUUUCGGCUGAACCAAAGAUUAUAUUUACUAUGCAAAUGAGCUGGCGGAUGUAAAAAGGGGCGGGUACCCAUGAUUUUGUGGGGAGGGAAUGAAAAUUCUAAUAUGUACAUGUGUUUGGGGGGUGGGAGGUUUUAAUGUACAGGUGCAGUGGGAGGGUGGGGGUUCGAAACUUAAAAUUUUGUUUGCUUUCAUGACCUUUUACUGAUGUAAAUUUUUCAUUAACUUUUCAUAUUUUUAAAAAAUCUAAAUUUAUUGUUUUUUAAAAAGUCUCAGCUUUAAACAUUUAGUAAAUCUAAUAAUAUCUUUAAAACUGAAAGACCUUCAUUCAAUAUUUUUCAGGGAAGAAAAGAUGUUGUUGCCAUCUUCAACAAUUUGUUACGGCGCCAGAUAGGGACUCGUACCCCAACAGAGGAGUAUAUAUGCUUAAACACGGGUCUACUGAUUGACUUGGUCAAGGGGUGAGUUUCAUUGUGAUGCGCAUACAAAAGGCUGAAAUCUUGUCAUUUAAACAAAUAUGUGGCUAGAAAUGAGACCUAGGGAGAUUACUCUGUUUUUUAAAAUAUUUUUGUUCAUUGGGUGAGGAGUAUUCAUUAUUUUAAAAGUAGAUUUUUUAUUUUAGUGUUAUGAUUAUUAGUAGUCAAGUAAUUUGUCAUAAAUUUGACUUUUACAAAUUCACAUAAGAAAAAAAUUAGAUUAGGAAAUAAUGUUACACAACACAUAAAGUAAAAACCAUUUAUGAAUGCUAAUCAAUCUAUUUCACCUUAUUACUGUAAAAUAGAUUUGUUUUAAUUAUUUUUUUUUUUCAAAACCUUUCUACGGUCAGGGUGGAGCUAAGCCCUUUUGGCUGGGGUUUCCAAGAAUAAAAUUUUGGAGCGCCCUGGAUUGAAUGGGUUAAAUUUACACAACUUUAAUUUUAAAUUGUUUUACUUCUAAACAGUGAUUAAUAACUUUUAGAGAGCCAUAAAUGGAGAGAACAAAAAAUUAUAGUCAUAUUUUUAAAACAAAAUCAUUGCAUUACGCUUUAAAGCAGUGAUUUUCAACCUUCUUUUUCAUCUUAUAAAACUUACACUAAAUUGCUGGUAUUUCCUUGACAUACCAAAAUAUCAUUAAGAAUAAUAAUAUCUGUCUCAGUAAGGAGCAGGCUCAAACCAAAUGUAAAUAUUAAAAUCAUUAAAUUCAAUGGAACAAAAAAUUUUUAUAGUAAGGUUGGCAUAAAUGACGUUGAAUUUUGCUUUGACAUGAGCAGACCUGUUUACCCUCAAACUCUUAAAAUCGUACAACAUCAUCACAAAAUCGUUAAAUACACUAUCUUAAUAGUAAAAAAAUAAACAUGUAUACACCUCAAAAUCGUACAUUGUACGCCAAAAUCGUAAGAGUAAACAGGUCUGCAUGAGAACACUUCAGGGGUGAAGGUGGGGAGUGGUGCACACACUUUUUUUAAACUAACCAAACAGGCAUAUUGUUAUGUAAUGAUAUAAUUAUUGAAUGGUUAAUGUAUGUAAAUCUAUGUAAACUGGAAUAGUGUCUUGUAAUAAUAUAAUUAUUGAAGUCUGUACACUAGACAGAUGUACAAGAAAAUAAUUAUGUUUGCUGUGAAUUGGGGUGGAUGCUCUAAUUAAAGGUUAAAGGUUUGUCUUAAAAUGGGAUGUCUGAAUUUUUAGUUAGAGGGCCUUACAUUCAGGAAGUUUAGCAGGAAGUAAAACUGCCUGGCAUGAUAUUAGACUAAGAUGCCAAUCAAGAAGCUUACGAAUGAAGAGCCAUCACAAAGUCACAAAAGGUUCCCUUGUAGUGUACUUAGAAUCUGUUAAGAAUUACAAAAAGUAUAAGUUAUUCCUAGCUUGUGGCUGUACAAAACAAAAUCAGAAGCGCACUGGAUUUAUUUAACCCUGCUGUCCUUGGUUUGCCAACCAUUGCUUUCAAGCAUAACAUGAUAAAAAGGAUCCAUAACAUUGUGCUCUUAAGUUAUAUUAUUACUUGUUUGACCACUGCAGCUAUGAGAAUCAAGAAAUUGCCCUCAAUUGUGGUAUGAUGCUUCGUGAGUGCUGCAGAUUUGAAAGUCUGGCCAAAGUUUUGUUGUACGCUCCAGAUUUCUACAAAUUCUUUGAGUAUGUGGAGGUGUCGACUUUUGAUAUUGCUUCGGAUGCUUUCUCGACAUUUAAGGUAAAUUACUGUUGAAGGAGAAUUUUCCGCAAUUUCACAAUAAUAAUGGUUAAUUGCAAUGGUCAUGAUUUCCUCUUUUUUUGGGGGGGGGGGGCUGGUUUUUGACUUUAAAUAAGAGGGAACCAUGAAUUAGUUAAAGUUUUUUUUUACAGUGAAAUGGAAACAGGUUUCAUUGUGGCACUAAAAAAACACAUGGGAGUCCCUAUCCUUUGCUUCUUGUAUACUUUUUGGUGUACUUGAUCGCGGUCACCCCAUUGUUAUUCAUUGAAAAUGUGGCUUAAUAGUGGCCCAUAUACUGCUGUACAGUGUUUAAAAGCAGGGUUAAUAAUGGUUUAUCUAAGCGAGGUCUUCUUUAGAGUACCAAUGUUAAUUGAUUUCACAAGAGAUUUUUAUUUUUCAUUUAAAUUCUACUCAGUAGUUCUUGUGUUCUUAAGAGAUGCAUCAACAAAUUGUUGUCUUUUUCCUUUUGUUACAGGAACUAUUGACCAAACAUUUGUUUCCCUUAUUUUACAGGAACUAUUGACCAAACAUAAAAUGUUGUCCGCUGAGUUUCUGGAACACAAUUAUGAUGAAGUCUUCUCCCAUUAUCAGUCACUUCUCAAUUCGGAGAACUAUGUGACAAGAAGGCAAGCUCUAAAGGUGAGUGGGGUAUUUCUUUAGUUAGCUUCUGAUACCAGGAACAGUUAAUAAGAGUUGUACUGUGCAGAGGUUUCCCAACCUUUAUGAAACUAUUUACAUCCUUUUAGCCACCUCCAAACUGGCCAUGUCCUCAAUCUGUUUGCAUGAAAAUUUUUCUGUAAAGAAGAAAAAAAGAUUUAAUGCUUAUAAAGUUGGCUCAUUGAAAAAGCUUUGUGUGCUUUUUUAAAAAGUAUUUUAAUCAAAUGUUUUCUUCAGUCAGCAUCCAACUUUUUUGGCUAACGUAAAGCUGGAAAAUAAUAAUAAAAAAUGCAGUAAUUUGUUAUUUGAAUUUUGAAAAUUUAAGUUACUUUUUGUUUAGAAGCCAUCAGGCCAAACAGCACAUAGCCGCUUGAUAUGAAUGAUGGUGAAGACAUGUAUAAGCCAUUAUAUAUUAACUAUAUAACUAUAUUUACUGUAAAAUUAACAAUUUGGCUUGUAAUAAUGGCUCUGAAAAGUAUGUCCAUAUCUGACUUCACUAACAUACUAAAUGGUAGGAUAGUGAAAGAGAAUGCUUGAAAGCAAAAUUAGUUCUUUUGUUUAUUUUUAUCUGGAAAUAUCUUCUACAUAUAUAUGGUUAUUUUUUUAUUAAUAUUUUGUUUAGUGGUGUUUUGAAACCCAAGUAUUUAGAUAUGGCUACUAAAUAAAAAUUAAAAACAUGAUCGUUUUCAAAUUUUUUCCCAUUGGUAGAUUAUAAAAAAUAAUGUUCUUCCCUUUUCUGAUUCUUAUAUCUCUAGAUUAAUUCACAAAAUUUUGUUGGAUUUGAAUUUAUAAUCUACCACUAACUGGUGUUUUCUCUCAUAAUUUAAAACAAAUCUAGCUAUCCAACAUAAAAGUUCAAUAUGUACUUAAGAUCUCUAAAUUCCAACCUUGGUGGGCAUUUCAGCUGCUGGGUGAGCUGUUACUGGACCGUCACAAUUUCAGCACGAUGAAUCGUUACAUCAGCAACCCUGAGAAUUUGAAAUUGAUGAUGAACAUGCUUCGUGAGAAGUCAAGGAAUAUCCAGUUUGAGGCCUUUCAUGUUUUCAAGGUUGGUUCAGACACGUUUGACUUUUAUAUUUGCAUUGUUUGAUGUUUAAUAAAUGAAGGACAGUAAUAUCAUUGUAAGCAGUUUUUGUGUAUUGGCCGGUCUAUUUAAAACUUAAGUACUCUGAUAGAAAUUUAUUUCAAUGCAAUUUAUUAUCGUCAACUUAUGUUUUCUUUUUUUUGAUACUUCACAUUCCUCAUCUGACAGUUUUACAAACCAUGAUUUAAUUAAAUGAUAAAUACUGAAUUGAAGAAUAUAACUUUUUUUUUCUCCAAAAAAUGUAACUUAUAAUAAUGAUUUUAAAACCUGUCUGGUCUCUUUUUCCUUGUUACUUUUAUUUCAUAGUCUAUAUAUAUAUAUAUAUAUACAUACAUACAUGAAUAUUUAUUUUGCCUCCAGAUAUUUGUUGCAAACCCCAACAAACCAAGGCCAAUUUUGGAUAUUUUGCUCCGCAACAAAGAGAAACUUGUGGACUUUUUGACCCGCUUCCACACAGAACGAUCCGAGGACGAACAGUUUAAUGACGAGAAGAGUUACCUCAUCAAGCAGAUCAAAGAACUAAGGGCCCCCGAAGAUGGAGAGUCUUAGCCUCAAGUCCCUUUACCGUAGGACCAGAGUUUUGUUUUUAAAAAAAAGCUUUCUUUCACUUUAUGUUGGUUAGUUGUUUUUUUAAUUGAGGAUGAAUAUUUUAUUUCAACAACAUAACAAAAUGUCAUCAAAGUUGUAAACGCAAUUAAAACAAUUUAUCUUGGCAUGCUUUUAAUGGAUUGUAAAGUAAGGGGGGACUUAACUAAGGCUGAAAAUUUCCAUCAGAUAAUUUUUUAAUUUAUGAAUACGAGAAUCAUAUGAUAAAAAUAUUGUCAGGAUAUAUGCCAUAGUAUUUACCCAGAUGUGACAAAGUUUGACAGAAGUCUUGAUAGGACUUUUUUUGUGUUGUUGGAUAUUGCAGUGUUCAGUUCAAUUGAAAGCCCUAGCAAACAAAAAAUGUGUAGCUGACUUAUUAUCAAUAACUGUGAAAUGUUGCUUGUUCCAUAGUAUAUUGUUCUAAAAUGAAAUGUAUUGUUUUUGACAAUAAAUCGAUGACCUGUCGUGCUAAUGAUAAACAUCUAUAGCUAAGCCAGGAGGCUCAGUUUACUGAAAUUGAUGGGGAAUGAGGCAGGUUGUUCAAAUUGAAAUGUGAACACACAAAAAUAUCUUUGGCAUUUUAACGACAAGAUGUUGUAAAGCAAGAUAAAUUAAAGGAAAAAAAACACAACUAAAGGUUAUAAUUACCCCCUUUUAUGUAUAGCUUGAGGAUAAAGGUUUUAAGAGUUAUCUUUUUGAAAGGUAGGCUAUUUCAAGAAAUGUAAAUGAAAAAUGUAACAAUAGUUGAUAUUACUUUAAAUGUUGCAUUCCUGCAUUGAAAAUAUCAGUCAUCUAAAAAAAAAAAUUUUGCCUGCCAACUUUCAACUUUCUAGAUAUGGGGAAGUUUGUUUAAAGUGGCAUUUAAAAAUUUGAAACAGACGAGAGUCGUGUCAAGUACAAUAUAAAGGAGCUAAAGAAAAGUUUAUGUGUGUCUCAGCGAAGAGAUCCAUCAUGUCAUUGUAUGAUCCUGACAGUGUGAAUCAGGUGUCUCGUCAAACUUUAAAACAGGCCAAACCUUAAACUAUGAAUACUCAAUGAAAAAGAAAAAAUGUCCAGUCCAAAGCUGGGGACUAAAACAGUAUAACUAAUAAAAUUGAUGGCUUUGAUGAAUAUGUUAAAGCUACAGUUUUUGUUCUGGCUAUGCAAAGUGUGCCAAUUAUUGUGUGCUUUGUUUUAUUUACUCAGAAAAAAAAACAACAGAUCAUUAACCUAGAAUCUUUCUGCUUUGUAUAUUGUUUGAAACUGCAAGUGUGAAAAUUCCUAGUCAAGAUUUAGCCUGCUUAUUUUAAACAUUAGCUUCUCACCAUCUGGUGGUUUCCCUUUUGAGGUUAUGCCCAUCCAUCAAAUUGUUAGUUAAAUAAAAGAGGACAGGUGUGCUGUAAAUUGAAGCUCCUAAGUGAAGGAAAGGUUUCUUCUGGUCUGCCUAUUUGUUAAUGACAACUUGACAAUAGCAUCUUUCUACACUGACAUUGAAAUACUAAUAUUUCAUUGCACACACACAAUAGUUUGAAAUGUGUGCUUACAGCUGAUGGUUGGAAGUAUGAUCAGGAUGUUGUACGGUGACAAGGCCUAGUAUCCAAAAACUUCUUCCAGUCAGCUGUCUUGGUUUCACCGGUUGACCCCCCUUUCUUAAUUAAUUUAAUGUUACUCAAAUAAAUUCAGAGGUCUAUAUCUUCCAGAUGUUUUUUUGAAUUCUUAUUCAAAUUAGUUUCAAUUUAGUUUCACGUUGGUAUUGCUGAAGAGCUUUUUUGUCAUUAUCUAUCAAAACUGUUGGUGCUAAGUAAUAACUGAGAAUAAUUUUUUUCUUUUCUUUUUCAAUCAAAUAGAAAUAUUUUUUAAUUCAUUUUAUUAGGAUGAUUGGAAAUGUGCAAAAGAAAAUUGCUCUAAGACCUUAGCCACAAUGUGAAUUCUGUAACAGUUCAAUUAAAAUUUGUAGUUUGAACAUCACACUGACAUGCAAUGUAUAAUUAGUCAUCUCUGGUUCAUGUAACAUGUGACGCAGGAGUCAUUAUGAUAACUGACGGGUCAUUAGGAUAUCAAAAUCAUUCCUAUUUAGACGGUUUCCAUUAUUGCCUGCUUUGCUGUUUAGAAAGAAACCAGCUGCUUAAGUUGUUGAACUUUAUUGAUGUCACCCUUGAUUCUAUCAAUCAAAUUAAUUUUAAUGGUGUCAAUAUUAUUUUCCAAUCUGUCCAUUAUUAAAUAAACUAUAAAAUAUGACAAUGGAAAUGUUGAGCAGGUAACUGGAAGUUGUGUGGGGGUUAUUUAUGUUUAGUUACUGCUGAGUAAAAUGCUGAAUUUAAAUUUUAAAAAAAAAAAGAAGAGGAAUCACAUCUUAGUAAUGCAACUGCAGUUUGAAUCCUUUCUUUGUAUACUCCACUUUUUUAAAACAGUGAAGUCAUUCCUGGAGCGUGUUCUACUUUCUUUGCCACUCACGAAACUUGUACUGUCGGGCGUGCGCCCCCCCCCCCUCCCCCCAUUCUUUCCCCUUGGAAUUUUAUGAGCCUAUUAAUAAUUUGUCUGGCAUAUUUUUUUGCUAUAAUGUUAGUCCAACUGAUUCAAGACAUAAGUUUCCACAUUGUAUUGCAGACAUACCAGUAUGGAAGUUUCAAAAUGCUGUAAAUAGUUUGUUUUUAAAAAUGAAUUUCUACCAAAGUCUCCAUUCUGGCAGUAAACGGGAGCCUCACUUUGGCAAAUUUAAUUCUUGUCACGGGUUAAAGAGAUAAUGCAACUUGUAAAUCUCAUGAGUUUUGUUUCUGUUGUGUAAAAAUCAGUCAGAACUGUUGCCAUCCUUAUUUUUGUCUUAGAACAGGGUAUUGUCAGUAACAGGGAUUUUCUUUCAGUCAUCUUUCAAGAGAUGUUCCCAUUUCUAUGAAACAAAACUAAGGUGAAAAGAACAUUUAAACAAAAAAAAAAUUUUGAUAUGCUCGAUAAUGUGAGAAUGUAAGCUGAUGACUGACUAAGCUCAGAAGACGACUAAGUUUGCCUAUCAGCCCAGCAUUACUAACAACGUAUGCUAGCAGUUACUUGAUGAAUUUUAACUCCAUGAAUAUAUGUAUAUGAAAAUUGUGCUUUUAAAACAUUCUAUUCUAUUUUCUUCUGACAAAUUUGGUUGAAUAUUUGCCGCUAUUGCCAUUAUUUAUGGAAUUUUGAUGAAGAAAUCAUGAUACAUAAAGAAGAAACAAAUAUAACUUUCAAAUUCUUUGUAUUGUUCUAAUUUUUUGUUGUUGUUGCAAAGGCAUACAGCCCUAAUGAGACAAGAUGGUGUGAAGACAAAUGUUCAGUUUAUGACACAUCUUAACUUGCAAGGAUACUAACUAUUAUGUCAACACAUAGUGAGAAUAACACUCAUUUAAAAAUAUCCAUAAGGUAAAAUGCUAGUGUUAGUUGAUUGAACAAAUUAAUUAAAUGAAAUACAGAAUUUAUUAACAAACAGACUAUUUGAAAAAAGAAGGAGAAAAAAGGCAACAGGCUUUUGAUUUCAUAUAUUUGGAUUAUUGGCUCACAGGCAAAUCUUAAGCAAUUUUUUUUCAAAUUAUAAUGCAAAAUCUUGGUUAAAUGUUUUCACACAAGUCUUAUUAGUGUAAUUAUUACAAGGCAUUGCUACACAAUUAUGUAAAUAGAAGAGGUCAACCAAUUUUUUGUGUUUUUUUUUUUGUAAAGGAUUAUAUUUCCAGUAUGUUUUCUUUUACUUUUAGCCCUUUCCAUAAAAAGCAUGUCAAAAAUGUACUUAGUUAUUCCAAAACACAUGCUGUAUUUAUCAUUUCAUCACCAUGAAAGCAUGUCUUUGUCCUGUAACCUAGAGGGUAACCCACCAGCAGCUCUCCUGGGUUAACUCAUUUGCUAUUUAUUCUAUCCAUUUUCUCUCAUUUAGUUGCAUUCAUUUUAGCUAUAGUAUUAUAUACAUAUUUAUAUUUUUUAAACAUUUUUGGAGAUAACUUAAGCAAACUGUAAGAUAGAAAUUGAUUUACUCAUGCAUUUGUUGAAUACCUGUGGAAUGCCACCAUAAAAAACUCUCCUACAUCUGCCAAAGUAAAUUAUAAAUAAUCAUAUGACAUCAAUAAUUUAAUUCUAAAACAUCGCAAACAUUUUGAGAAUGUUGCAAACAAUGCAUAUAGCAAAAUUUUGAUUUUCAAAAAAGCAAAUUUUCCAUAAAUAAUGUUUACCCUGGGUUGUGUAACGGUCCAAAAGUAAACAUGUUGAAGUGAAGUUUAUCACACCAAUUUGAGGAACAACAAUAAUUCCUUUUUAAAUUCUCUACAGCAAUAUUUUAUUUCACACAAUAAUUUUGUAUGCAAGCAGCAGUGGAUGAAUAUUUCUUUUGGUGGCGGCAUUGCACCUUUUACAAGUACAUGUAUCAUGCUGAGAUCAGUUAAGGAAAUAACGGCAGAACAUUAGCGGUCAACGAUUUCAGAGUUUUUAAGUUGUAGAACUAGUAAAGUGAAAUACUUGGUGGGUAUCAUUUUUGUCUACUAUGGGAAUCCCAACAAUCCUUUACAGCUUUGUACCUUUUACACCUAAACUGUCAUAUUUUCCUAAAAAAAUUUUGUAAAGUUUUUUUUUUUUCCCCCUUAAAAUCUUUUUCAAAGAGAAUAUUUUGUGCUGAUGAAAACAGGAAUUGUUGAUAUUUCAACCUCAAUAUCUUGUCCGUGAAUUUAAACAAUGUUACCAUAGUGCUGAUUGAUCAACUUUUUUUUUUUUGUAUUGCAACCAAAAUUUAAAAAAAAAAAAAUCGGAAGGAAUUUUAAAUUGUUAAAUGUCUUAUCUUUAUUUGCUCGUCUUUACCUAAGCCAGUUGAAAUGUCCACAGAGAUUGAUUAAACCUAUUGCUCAUUACUAAGCUUUAUCAAACUACUCCAUGGUAUAUUUUAUAUACAUAUAUAUUUUAUAUCUAUAAAUUAUGUGAUCACCAUAAUAAUAUAGUCCAUGUUUGCAUGGGUUUUUUUUUUUUUUUGAUAGAGGAAACUGAUGGGUUUGUUUGUUCCUUUAAUCAAAUGUUUGUGAUUCUGUUUUUUUUUUUUUUUUCUAUGAAAGAGGGAAAAAAAAAUCUCGUGAACCAACUCCUUCAUACGAAAAUUUAAACAGACGAGACGCCAUGUUUAUUCCGUGAAUAAUUAAAAUAAUCUUUAAUCAUAUCCAAUGUGUAUCUUUGUUGAUAAUUUAUGAUGUUUACCCAUAUAUAAUUUUAAUUUUCUUUUUUAAAGCAUAAAAAUAGCAAAGUGUGUACCUGUUGUUUCCCUCUGAGGUUACAUGGAACUAAAGGAAAGACAAGCCAUCCAGCUAAAUUAAUUCUUUAUUCUAAACCGUCCCAUUUUAGGUUUCUUUCUAAUAAUUCAAUAAAGUGUGGUUAUUUUUAAAACAAAGAUUGUUUUAUCUGCAUCCUAAUGAUCCAUUUCCGCAUUUAAAACAAAAAUGUCGUUCCAGCAAUAAUUGAAUUUUGAUAUAUCAAGUAGUUUUCAAUGUUUGUUAUAUUGCUUUACCAAUUACAGAUUUUGAGGGAUAAAAAAAAUAAUAUAUAUCAUACCCUCUGUUUAAAUUAGAAGGAUAAAAGUUUUGUUCUUCUUUUUAAUUGCAUUUAGAUUUUGAUUUCGUGAGUUAAAUGAAAGCAAUAUGGAAUUAUUAUUUUUUAACUUUAAUUUCUCAGUAAUUUUUUAAUGAUUUUUUAAAUUUUAAAAUAGCAAACUAUUAAAUUAACAUCUCCUUUAGUAGUUUUUGCAGAAAAAGCUGAAUUGUGAGUUCAAUAGUUCUUUAUGAGUUUUGUGGCAUUUUCAUAUUCCGAAAUGAAUAUCCCACCAAAAAAUUUAAAAAAAAAAAAAUGGCUUUGUGUACAGCUGCUUGGAACAUUGUUGCUGUUUUUGUUGAUUUUCUAUUUUAAAAAAUUAAGAUCAUUUCCACUCCCGAAAUUGUUUUGCAACAUUAAUGCUAUAAACAUGCUUGAUCCAUCCCUAAAAUACACUCGUUUACUCUCUUUACAAAAAACAUUCUGCCUACAUUAUUUGACUAACAUUAAAAAAAUAGAGUUGAUGCCACCAGGCCCCAUGUAGGAUUU